Messenger RNA from Trichoderma virens Gv29-8, 642 nucleotides. RefSeq lists its product as uncharacterized. The transcript has 2 exons. Bases 1 to 642 code for a protein of 213 amino acids. NCBI's taxonomy places the organism in Eukaryota, Fungi, Ascomycota, Sordariomycetes, Hypocreales, Hypocreaceae. The record is from RefSeq and is a predicted model, not a curated record. Gene Ontology annotation, molecular function: acyltransferase activity, transferring groups other than amino-acyl groups.
AUGGCGAUUCGUGUGCGCAAGUCCACUGAGGACGAUCUCCCUGCCAUUGCUCGCAUAGCUGCGGCAGCCUUUCACCCGGAAACGGAUGCCAUUGCAGCCCGGUUGUUCCCUGCUCGACUCGCUGGAGGGGGUGAAGCCUAUUCAUGGCGGUAUGCCAAAAAGACAGCAAGCCUGAGUUCCACAGAUGCCGUCAUGGUUGUAGCCGUCGAUGACUCCCUAAACGACCAAGUGGUGGGAUUUGGCCUGUGGGAUGUGUACCAGCACUCCAAGUCUGAAAAGGCGGCCAAUCAACCCCAGUCUGCCGCUCAACAACUACCGCCACCCUCGUUUGACCAGGCGGCUUAUGCAGAGCUGCGCGCUAUUGUUUCAGCCGACCACCAGGAGAUGUUCGGAGAAAGAGGCAUCAAGGACGUCUGGCAUCUUGAUUACCUCGGGGUGGACCCGCAGCAGCAGCGGAAGGGAAUCGGGAAGAUCCUCCUAGACUGGGGCAUCAGCCGGGCUGCAAGUGAAGGAAAGGACUGCUACCUGCUGGCGACGCCUGCCGGGAAGACACUGUACGCGAAGACGGGCUUCGAGGAGGUGAGGACGGUGCCAAUAUUUGGUGUUUUGCACACCUCCAUGAUACUUAGACACGGCAAAUGA